Molecule: messenger RNA, 372 nt
Organism: Elephantulus edwardii (Cape elephant shrew)
Lineage: Eukaryota; Metazoa; Chordata; Mammalia; Macroscelidea; Macroscelididae
Product: DPH3 homolog
Exons: 2
Coding region: 1-372 (123 amino acids)
Biological process (GO): protein histidyl modification to diphthamide
Molecular function (GO): metal ion binding
Source: RefSeq, a predicted model, not a curated record
AUGGUUCACAAUCCUUUCCACAUGGGCUCUGUGCCUCCGGAGCGCCGGCCGCAGCUGCACUGGGUUAGACAGGAAACGGAGGCACGCGGCACAGGUGUCCGCCGUCCUGCUGGCUCAGGGGCAGUGGCGGUGUUUCACGACGAGGUGGAGAUCGAGGACUUCCAAUAUGACGAGGACUCGGAGUCGUACUUCUACCCCUGCCCGUGCGGUGACAACUUCUGGAUCACCAAGGAGGAUUUGGAGAAUGUGGACGAGGUGGCGACGUGUCCUAGCUGCUCUCUCGUGACAAAAGUGAUCUAUGACCAAGACCAGUUUAUGUGUGCAGAGACAGUCCCAGCCCCUUCAGCCAACAUAAAAUUAGUUAAAUGCUGA